CUGGCAAGGAAAGGGUCGGGCUGCGGGGGAGGCGUGGCCGAGCCGAGCCGAGGAGUUAAAAUGCCCCUCCAGCGAAGCAGGGAGGACAGAGCCUGACAGUUCGUCAGUCCAGAUGGGUGGCAAGAAAGUUUGCAUCGUGGGCUCCGGCAACUGGGGCUCGGCUAUCGCCAAGAUUGUGGGCAGCAAUGCAGCCCAACUGGACAAGUUUGACACCACAGUCAACAUGUGGGUGUUUGAGGAAGAGAUCGGUGGCAAGAAACUCACGGAGAUCAUCAACACGCAGCAUGAGAACGUCAAAUACCUGCCAGGCCACAAGCUGCCACCUAAUGUGGUGGCGGUACCAGAUGUGUUGAAGGCUUCAGCUGAUGCCGACAUUCUCAUCUUCGUAGUGCCACAUCAGUUCAUCGGGAAACUCUGUGACCAGCUGAAAGGCCACAUCAAGAAGGAAGCCAUAGGUAUCUCGCUCAUCAAGGGCGUCGAUGAAGGCCCAGAUGGGCUGAAGCUGAUAUCGGACAUCAUCCGUGAGCAACUGGGCAUCGAGAUGAGUGUGCUAAUGGGGGCCAACAUUGCCAAUGAAGUGGCAGAGGAGAAGUUCUGUGAGACUACCAUUGGCAGCAAGAACUUAGCGCAUGGACAGAUCCUGAAGGAGCUGAUGCAGUCACCCAAUUUCCGAAUCACGGUGGUGCAAGAGGCAGACACUGUAGAGAUCUGUGGUGCUCUCAAGAACGUGGUGGCGGUUGGCGCUGGUUUCUGCGAUGGGCUGGGCUAUGGAGACAAUACCAAAGCAGCUGUGAUCCGCCUGGGCCUGAUGGAGAUGAUUGGCUUUGCCAAACUCUUCUGCAAGGGCGCCGUCACUUCCGCCACUUUCCUGGAGAGCUGCGGGGUUGCCGACCUCAUCACCACCUGCUAUGGGGGCCGUAAUCGCAAAGUGGCCGAGGCGUUUGCCAAGACAGGCAAGUCUAUUGAGCAACUGGAGAAGGAGAUGCUUAAUGGGCAAAAACUGCAGGGCCCUCAGACAUCAGCAGAGCUGCACCACAUCCUCAAGCACAAGAACCUGGUGGACAAGUUCCCACUCUUCACGGCUGUCUACCAGAUCUGCUACGAAGGCAAACCUGCCUCUGACUUUAUCACGUGCCUGCAAAACCAUCCUGAGCACCUGUGAUUGGCCUCCAGCCUUGCCUCCCUAAGGAAGGAGUAGGAAGAGGAUCUCCCCAUCUGCCUCAUUACUCCAGUCCCAUCAUGAGGAGAGGGAACCAACACAAUGCAUGAGCGAGCAGGGACUCACUGUGGAGUUACUGGAUCAGCUCUCUGAAUAGGGAGUCCCUGCCACUUACCUGUCACUGCCUCCGACAGCCACCAAGUUGCCUGAUCUGAUCCAGUCUCCCCCUUGGCUACUUUAAUCUGGCCUUAAAGGAGAAAGUAGGGAAUUGCAAAUUCCUAAUUUUAUUCCAGGCCUGGAGCCUAACAUUGCUUCUACACUAAAGGCUCUUAGUACUGCUAAGGUAUAGUUUUCUGCAGACAACAGAAGCAGAAUCAAACCACUAGUCCCACAUGGCGCUUAGCAUAACACUAUAUUAUCUAGCAGUGCUCUUCGGUAUUGCCAGGAUCCUUCUGUAAUGUUUACUCAUGAGUAAGUGCAUUUUAAUACCACAGUCCCUUGCAUUAUUCAUCAGUAGCAUCCUCCUUGCCAAUUCUGACCCUUUUAUUGCUUCCUGUUCAGUAUGCCUGGGAAGUAGUGAGUGACUGCCCCUUAGUGAGCUUCUGCUUCUAGAAAGGGGGGAGGGAGUUGUUAAUUACUGGUUUGCUUUUAAACAAAAUAGUGCUAACUUACUGUUUAAAAAAAAAAAACACUGCAAAGAAACCAAUAACUAAAGCCCCUUCUUGGAGGGGAAUAGAAGCAAACUUACUAAGGGUGGUGAUGGGGCGGGGGGGCUGCCCAUAAUUCUGCUGCUAUACUGAACAGGAAAUAAUGAAAGGGGAAACAAUAAAACAAGAAUCUGCAAAAGUUGCUUUUACUUAAAGAUACAGCUGCCCUUAAUCUCCAGAACACUUCGCUAGCCCACACCAGACAGUCUGGUGCUAUAAUUGUUGGGUAAUACUGCCCCCAGCCAGAAAACCAGGCCUGAAGACAACAUGGGAAAGAACUCACCAAACCUGAAAAUGCAACAAUCUGCAACAGCAUCGUCUGGAUUCUCUGUAAAAAGUGAGUGAAUUGAAAAUGGCAACUUGAGAGAAAAGAGAUAAUGUAGAAGCAAACUAAGAAGCAUCAGCUACAGUUACAAUUAGCAACUAGUGCUGGCUUCUCUCUCUAGACAGGGCUUGACCUCAGCUUCCCUGGUAUCCAUGGGAAUUCUAACCAUGAAUGUGAAUAUUGUAUUUUGGAAGAAUAAAUAUAAAGGUGAGAAAUGAAACUCUUCUUACCAUGAAGUUCAA
This is a messenger RNA of Hemicordylus capensis (graceful crag lizard), 2433 nucleotides long. RefSeq names its product glycerol-3-phosphate dehydrogenase 1 (gene GPD1). The transcript is spliced from 8 exons. Bases 113 to 1162 code for a protein of 349 amino acids. Gene Ontology annotation, cellular component: glycerol-3-phosphate dehydrogenase (FAD) complex; cytosol. Gene Ontology annotation, biological process: glycerol-3-phosphate catabolic process; carbohydrate metabolic process. NCBI's taxonomy places the organism in Eukaryota, Metazoa, Chordata, Lepidosauria, Squamata, Cordylidae. The record is from RefSeq and is a predicted model, not a curated record. Gene Ontology annotation, molecular function: protein homodimerization activity; glycerol-3-phosphate dehydrogenase [NAD(P)+] activity; NAD binding.